AUGGCCUAUGUCCCCGCACCGGGCUACCAGCCCACCUACAACCCGCCUGGGGGGACCCAUCUAACUCUGUGGUUUGAUUUACCCAAAGCUGACCCAGACCCUCAAUUUACUCCCAACCUGCCCUCAGGCUGUCUGUGUCCCCGUCUAACUAUCGGCCCUCGUCAUCUUCAACCUGGUCCUCACCCGUGGUUUCCUCUCCCCUGCUUAAGGGACUGGGGGGCUUUUCCGGGAGGGGUAAAGGCUGCAACAGGCAGAUGGCUUGUGAGUCCCCUCACCAGGCCUCUUCUCCAGACACUGCCUUACUACAAGCCCAUCCCAGGCGGGCUCAGCGUGGGAAUGUCUGUUUACAUCCAAGGAGUAGCCAAUGAGCACAUGAGGAGAUUCUUCGUGAACUUUGCGGUGGGACAGGACCCGGGCGCAGACAUCGCCUUCCACUUCAAUCCGCGGUUUGACGGCUGGGACAAGGUGGUCUUCAACACCCUGCAGGGCGGGAAGUGGGGCAGCGAGGAGAGGAAGAGAAGCAUGCCCUUCAAAAAGGGCGCCGCCUUCGAGCUGGUCUUCCUAGUCCUGGCUGAGCACUACAAGGUGGUGGUAAAUGGAAAUUCCUUCUAUGAGUAUGGGCACCGGCUUCCCCUGCAGAUGGUCACCCACCUGCAAGUGGAUGGGGAUCUGCAACUUCAGUCAAUCAACUUCAUCGGAGGCCAGCUCCCCCCGCCCCAGGGACCCCCAAUGAUGCCACCUUACCCUGGUCCCGGACAUUGCCAUCAACAGCUGAACAGCCUGCCCACCAUGGAAGGACCCCCAACCUUCAACCCGCCUGUGCCAUAUUUCGGGAGGCUGCAAGGAGGGCUCACGGCUCGAAGAACCAUCAUCAUCAAGGGCUAUGUCCCCCCCACAGGCAAGAGCUUUGCCAUCAACUUCAAGGUGGGCUCCACGGGGGACAUAGCUUUGCAUAUUAAUCCCCGCAUGGGUGACGGUACCGUGGUCCGGAACAGCCUUCUGAAAGGCUCGUGGGGAUCCGAGGAGAGGAAGAUCACGCAUAACCCGUUUGGUCCUGGACAGUUCUUUGAUCUGUCCAUUCGCUGUGGCUUGGAUCGCUUCAAGGUUUUCGCCAAUGGCCAGCACCUCUUUGACUUUGCCCAUCGCUUCUUGGCCUUUCAGAGGGUAGACACGGUGGAAAUCCAGGGUGAUGUUACCUUGUCCUAUGUCCAGAUCUAAUCUAUUCCUGGGGCCAUAACUCAUGGGAAAAUAGAAUGAUCCCCUAGGACUCCUUUCUAAGCCCCUAAUAAAAUGUCUGAGGGUGUCUCAUGA
This is a messenger RNA of Chlorocebus sabaeus (green monkey), 1311 nucleotides long. Lineage: Eukaryota; Metazoa; Chordata; Mammalia; Primates; Cercopithecidae. The record is from RefSeq and is a predicted model, not a curated record.